ACCGAAUACCAAAGAAGAGUCAAGUGGAAAAAGAAGCAAAUGAUCGCAGCCGGGAUCGAGACAUGGCUUUGACACCACGCACCACCUCUGGUAGCCGAGAGCGUGAAAGGGAGCGAGACAAGGAGAGGGACCGUGACAGAGACCGAGACCGAGAUCGAGACCGUGACCGAGACCGAGAUUAUGACAGAGACAGGGAUCGAGACUGGGACAGGGAGCGGGACAGAGACAGAGACAGAGACAGAGACAGAGAUCGCGACCGGGACCGGGACCGUGACCGGGACCGAGUCUCCGACAAAACUCCACAACGCAGCACGGAGAGACGGAGGAGACGCUCCAGUUCUCCACCCUCAUCUUACGAGAGGAGCAGCCGACGCACUGAGGAACGGUUUGACCCAUCUAACAGCAAGACACGAGGAGCUGGAGGCAAGGAGCGUAACAAGCUGUCCACAGAAGAGCGCAGAAAGCUGUUCGAGCAGGAAGUUGCUCAGCGGGAAGCCCAGAAACAACAACAGCUUCAACAACAGCAGCAGCAGCAACUUCAGACUAUGGCUUAUGACCCUUCUCUGGCGUAUGCCUCCAGCCCUGGCUUCAUCACCUACCCUCCUGGAUAUCCCAUUCAGACCUUUGUGGAUCCCUCCAACCCCAAUGCAGGCAAAGUUCUGCUUCCUACUCCCGCAGUUGAACCCACUCUGAACUAUGAACAGACACCUCCCCAGCGUCUUAUAUCAGAUCUGGGACUGUCCUCUCCAUCCUCCACUUCCCAGGCCACUCCAGUCUCCAGUCUUUCUCAGCACAUCACCACCCCUGAACUCACCACUGGCAACCCCCAACAGUAUGCCCAGCCAACUGUAGCAACCCAGGACGCAGGCGUAGCUGUCCUCUCUGUGCCUACCCAGGCAGCCCCUCAGGUACAGGGCCAGCAGAGCUACACUACUCUCUGGGAUCCCACAACUCAGCAGGCAGUGACUGUGCAGACACAGCCUGCGCAGCAGUACGCCACGGCCCCAGCACAGGCUCAGACACAGACAGCCAUCUAUUACCAGGGUCAGCCAUGCCAGACUAUCUAUAGCAUCCCCACCGCCUACCCACAGGCCAACACUCCUGUCAUACAGGCUUACACUGAACCCACAGCAAGCUACCUGCACAGUCAGCCUGUGUAUCCUGGCCAUCAGCAGGGAGUGGUGGUGCAGCAGGGAGGCACAGUCACCACCAUUGUCACAUCCCAAACUGUCCAACAGGAAAUGAUUGUACCCAACAAUGUGAUAGAUUUGCCUCCUCCCUCUCCCCCCAAACCCAAAACUAUCGUCCUACCUCCCAACUGGAAAGUGGCCCGGGACAAUGAAGGCAAGAUCUACUACUACCAUAUUGUCACAAGGCAAACACAGUGGGACCCUCCAAUCUGGGAUGGAAGUAGCGACAACACUAGUGUGGACCAUGAAUCUGAGAUGGACCUGGGAACACCCACUUAUGACGAGAAUCCCUCCAAGUUUUCCACAAAGACAGCUGAAGCAGACACUUCGAGUGAGCUGGCUAAAAAGAGUAAAGAGACAUUUCGCAAAGAGAUGUCUCAGUUCAUAGUGCAGUGUCUAAAUCCUUAUCGGAAACCAGACUGCAAACUUGGACGCAUCAGCAACACAGAAGACUUCAAACACCUGGCUAGAAAGCUAACUCACGGAGUUAUGAAUAAGGAGCUGAAAGCUUGCAACAAUCCUGAGGACCUUGAGUGUAACGAGAAUGUGAAGCACAAGACCAAGGAGUACAUCAAGAAGUACAUGCAGAGAUUCGGCCCCGUGUACAGGCCCAAGGAGGACACAGAGGUGUACUAGCCUCAGUGGCCACAGAUGUUACUCUUGCUCUGUGCGAACACCGGAGAAGCACACAUUUGCCUUUCCAUUCACUCCUUCAUGUAUGUUACUGGCCAGCCUGAGCUGUGAAGUAGUUUCUUACGCAUAUUUAUGACUAAGAAUUGCACUGCUGCCCAAGAAGCUCUCCAGGCCCGGUGGAUCACGGAGGAGCCCCGUUCUUGAGACUGGCGGAGACUCGAGUGUCGGUGAACGACCCCGAAAGCUCCAGGUGCAGUGUUCUCGAAGGACGACACUGCGGGGUGCUACAGAGACUAACGUUCUCACUGACUGUUUGAUUUUAAGCAUUUGGGUUUUUUUUUCCAUUUGUGGUUCUUAAAUGUUCUCCAGAUGAUCACCUGAAUUCCACUUUUUAAACUCUUGUAGUCCUGAACGAGGAUUACUCAAUUGAAUCUUUGGUAUCAUAUUUAUCAGAGUUAGUUUGUUACUUUCCACUGUUAAAAAUGGAUCAAUGACCCAACAGUCCAGUCCCUUCUCCCCCCCCCCUCCCACUUCCUUUUUCAUGUUUUCAUGCUUCAACCCCCCACCACUGACUCUGUAUCUGGUGCUGCUUUUAACUGGGCUGUGGAGGUCCAAGCUUCCACUCCUCAAACCCUGCCUUCUUAACCACGAGACUUUGGAGCCUCUGUUGUUUUAUGAAUGCAUGAUGUAGGCUGAGGUCAGUUUGGUAUCCUUAUGGAAAUUCCUACGUUUUCCACAUGUCCUGCUUCAAGUAAUAUGCCCUCACCAGGAUGAGCUUCACUCACAAUACACUUAGGGAUCAGCCAGUAACCAGCAGGUUGGCAUAGUGAUCAUUAUGUCUUUUAUAAAGUUAUGUAUAAUAAUGGGAGCAGGGUUUGAAUGCUGUGUUUGAUGUGCUGUUUAGCUGUGUAUCAGAUUUUCCCCCCCAUUUCCUGUCCAACCCCUCUCCCGACUUGUCCUGCCCCUGUUUCCUCCUCUCGCAGGAAUAAGGUUGAAAAUGAAAGUUGUAGGAUUUCAGUUUUAACCGUUUCUAAACAUCUUGUGUGUUCUCGUUCUUAUUUUUUUAAUCAGUCCUCGUUAGACGACACAUAGGCCGGCCUUGUUUCACAAACUGUCAUUCAUUAAUUCCCAAGAUUUUUACGGUUGUCAGAGUAGGCUCAUUAGCAUUAGGUCAUUAAUUUGUUGCAGGUUAUUAAAUUGCAUUGAAAGUUCCAACAUAUGUACAUUGCUUUAUAUGUGAAUAUAUUGAAUAAUAGUUUUGGGAAUGUUUAAAUAAGCAGACACUUUGUAAAAGGACUAUCAUUUCAUGAUUGAAAGUGUAAAUAAUAUGUAAAGUUACCAAAGCUGUACGCAGGAGAGUAGGGGUCAGGGAGCACAGCGAGCCCACCCAUCCUCACCAGCUCAGCCCUCCUGAUGCAGUUCCCACAUCAGUCUGUCAGAACUUAGGAAACCCGCUGACUCACAGCCCUCCAUUUUAUUUCAGUGGCGGGGGAGAUUUUCAUGUUUCUUUUUUUUCUGUUUGUUUAUUAUUAUUUUUCUAUGUACAAAGUAAGUUUCACCCAACUCUACUGUAAGUAUUGUGUAAGCACAUUGUCAUACGGAGUGUACAAACAUUUUAAAAGAUAAUAAACUUUUUUGUAAAAUUAUA
Epinephelus lanceolatus (giant grouper) is the source of this 3471-nucleotide messenger RNA. The record is from RefSeq and is a predicted model, not a curated record. NCBI's taxonomy places the organism in Eukaryota, Metazoa, Chordata, Actinopteri, Perciformes, Serranidae.